Molecule: messenger RNA, 759 nt
Organism: Strongyloides ratti
Lineage: Eukaryota; Metazoa; Nematoda; Chromadorea; Rhabditida; Strongyloididae
Exons: 1
Coding region: 1-759 (252 amino acids)
Source: RefSeq, a predicted model, not a curated record
AUGUUAGGAAUUUUUAUCCUAUUUUUUAUUGGUACUUUUAUUCCAAUAUGUGCAAAUAGAAAGAAUAAUGCAAAAAAUGAAAUUUUAACAGAAAAUAAACACGAACCAAUUCCAGUAUUUCAAAUACAUCAAACACCCGUUGUUCAUACUUCUAAAGAAAAAAUUGAUGGACUUCAAGGUAAUUUAAAAAAUAAUAUAAAAAGCAAUCGUCAAAAUAAUUUACCAUUGAAAACACAAUCAAAAAAUAAAAAAAAUGUAUGUAAAGAUGAACAAAAAAAAGUUGAAAAUAAGGUAAUUAAUAAAAUUACCAAAGAUUGUACUGCUUUAAAGGAAUCAAAAAUUGUCAAAGAGGAUAAUAUUCAUGUAACUGCUAAGCAAAUUGGAAAUAUUGAAGUUUCUAAAAAUAAUAAGAAAACUGCAAAAGAAAAAACAAACAAUUCUGAAAAAAAAAUAAUUAAUGAUAAGAGUACAUUGAACGAUAAUAAAAAGAAAGAAACUGAAAUUUCAUCUCAACAAAUAAAAGAAUCGUCUAAAAAAACAGUGAAAGAAGCAACACUAAAAGCAACACAUGAAGAAAAUGAUGUAGACAAACAAGUUGAAAAUGAAAUAGAUAAAGAAUAUCAAGAAAACGUAAAUAAAGUGAAAAUACCUUUUGAUUCAGAGAUCGUUGCUAAAGAUAAAGAUGAUAUAAUAGUUGUUGGUCAAUUAAAAGUUCAUAAAGGCCUUGAAGUUUGGGCGUGUGAUUCUAUUUCUAAAUAA